Messenger RNA from Drosophila sechellia, 1951 nucleotides. RefSeq names its product serine/arginine repetitive matrix protein 2. Lineage: Eukaryota; Metazoa; Arthropoda; Insecta; Diptera; Drosophilidae. The record is from RefSeq and is a predicted model, not a curated record. The coding region runs from base 379 to 1653 and encodes 424 amino acids. The transcript has 6 exons.
UACGACGAACGCUGUGGAGAACAAUCACUCAAUACCUGAUUUCUUUGUCAGCCUGAAAAGCAGCGAGGAAAAACUUGAAUUUCGUCUGGAAAACAUAUCUAAUCGGAACCAAGCCACUGAAAACAUCGUAGUUACGGCUAAAUAAGCAAAAUAAACGAGCAAUCUACGAGUGAAACCAAUUUCUGUCUGUGGACAGAACGCCCCCGUACCUAUUUUCGUGCUGAGUUACAAGCGAAGCAGCGACGCCACAAGUCAGAAAUUUGCAAACCGGUUUUCGGCGCAGAAACACAAUCACUCGACGGUCCAAGAGUCAAGCGGAGAACAGUGAAAAAACAUUCAUUAUAAGGAUCAAUUUAUAAAAGCAAAGCCGCAGCAAUCAUGAACACUGGAAUCUCCUUAAACGAGCGCUUCACGCAGAUGCAGUCGAAGCAGCCGAAGCAGACGCCACAGGGACGUGGUCGCAGCCGCUCCAGGAGCAGGAGUCGCCGCAUUGUGAACAGCGGAGCCGGAAAUCAAGGAAUGUCCGCGGUCAACUCCCGGCUGCUGAAGGAAUUCAAGCGGCUCCACACCGUUCAGACGGCCCUCAAACUGAAGCGCAGAAGCUUACGGACCACCGCCGUCAGCGGACGCGGACAACGCGUCGCCGGCGUCAAGUCGCUGCGACUGGCGCCCAACGGGAAGCCCAUACGGUCCAACAACGUGACCAGGGUAGCAACGAUGCGUGCCGAUCUAGUGGCAAGCGGCAAUGCCGCACGCAAUCGCCGCAGCGGCAGCAGCAUGCGCAAUGUCCCCGCCACCAACGGAGGUGGAGGCGGACUUCGGCAGCGGCUAGGAGAGCGCCGCCCUUCUGUGGGCGGUGCCGCCGAGCGCGUUGAGCGUCGUCAGCGACAGCAGCAGCAAGCCCCAAGAGGACGUUCCCGCUCUCGGUCCCGUUCGCGCCACCCGCAAACACAGCGUGUGGACAGGGCACGUUCCCAAAGCCGUGGACGCAGCAUUGGGCGUUCCCAGAGCCGCAAUCGCGAUCGCUCCGCCCAGGGCCGUGUUCCAGUGAAACAGCGGCUUUCGGUCAAGCAUCGCCUUGGCGUGCGAACCGGCCAGAGAAACAACCAAGCCAAGAUCCCGCCGCAGCGCCGGGCACCAAGCCAAAUUCGAGGUGUGGCAGGUGGACGGGUCGAGAAGCGUCGUAGUGCUCAGAUUUCCCAAAAGAAGGGAGUUUCCGCCUCGAUUGCCGGACGUCAAGGACGACUACGUAGAAGAUCUGUUGCAAGAAACGCUGCUUCUAGCGGUGGGGCAGUUAACAAUCCUGCUCCUGCUCGACGCUCACGCUCGCGCAAUCGUGCUGCCGCCGUCGCUGCUGCCGCUAUCGCCGCUACUGCUCAGGGCCGGGCUAAUCCUCGCCAGAGACGCGGACGCAGUGCAGGCGCUGCAAGGGGCAACAUCAUCAGAAAUGGUAAAAUCGACAAAAACGCGAAGGUUAAGGCAACGAACGGUGGCAAAAAUGGCCCGCAACAACAGGUUCGCCGGGGACGCAGUCGUAGUCGUAAGCCAACAGGCAAACCACAGCGCCCUGAGGUGAAACGCGAGGAUCUUGACAUGGAGCUGGAUCAGUACAUGUCCACCACAAAGUCGGAGAUGGACUACUUGCUGAAGUAAGCACAAGUAGAUUGGACCACAAACUAUUGAAUUAAGAACAAUUGAAUGAACAGAAUGUAACAACCACCGGCUAAAGUCAGAUGUUUCUCUCGUUGCACUAAGUUACCGCCUAGUUCUAAAAUAUUUCUAAGUUUUAAACCAUGUUAAAAGCGUCCAAAAAGAGCGCUUAGGCAUAGAGACGUUCUAGUGUAUAUAUGGCAAGUUCUAAUAUAAGUAAAUAUGGUCGAGUUUUGUAUAGUUCAUGAAUGAUGUUGUUAAUCGCAUUUCCGAAAUACAAACUAUUCAUUGCUCAACUCAA